AACAAUUCUAGUUCGAUGAACAGUGUUGUCAUGCUCCACAUAACUAUACAAACACCAAUUAAAGCCAUUCCGUCAGGCACCGGCGCAGUCCAGCCCACUGCGGCCGAGGAGAGCUACUUCCGUUCCGCAGAGGGCGACAAGGCAGCAGCCAGCCAGCCGGCGGAGGUCCAGACACAAAAGAGACUGGGUCCGGGUUCUUCUCCAAUCCAAACCGGAAUGUCGGAUGAGGAUUCUCGUGCCAGCACCAGCUCUUCGUCAUCGCCGCCGUCGUCCAGCCAGAGCAGACAGAAGGACACAUCUUGCAAGAAGAAGCGUGAGAGCAAAGCCAGCAUGAGCAAGACCUCCAAGCUGCUUUCCACCAGUGCCAAGAGGAUUCAGAAAGAGCUGGCUGACAUCACACUGGACCCGCCACCAAACUGCAGUGCCGGCCCCAAAGGAGACAACAUCUAUGAGUGGAGGUCCACCAUCUUGGGACCGCCAGGCUCCGUAUAUGAGGGGGGCGUCUUCUUCCUGGACAUUGCCUUCACGCCCGACUACCCUUUCAAGCCACCCAAGGUGACGUUCCGCACUCGGAUCUACCACUGCAACAUUAACAGUCAAGGUGUGAUCUGUUUGGACAUCCUGAAGGAUAAUUGGAGCCCCGCCCUCACCAUCUCCAAGGUGCUGCUGUCCAUCUGCUCUCUGCUCACAGACUGUAACCCAGCCGACCCUCUGGUGGGAAGCAUCGCCACCCAGUACACAACUAACAGAGCCGAACAUGAUCGAACAGCCAAACAGUGGACCAAGCGAUACGCCACUUGAACCUGCAGGUGGCGACAGUGGGUUUAGGAGGAGAGGAGGACGAAGUCCAAGGAGUGGUGGGGGCUCCUGGUGGUCUGUGUUGGGGGGGUUGGUUUUUAUCUCAGAUUUUUAGUACUUUAUUGUCUGGUAUAUUUUUUUGCUUCCUGAUUAAGUUAUCUGCGCAAAUAUGGAAAUAAAAGAACACAACAGAAA
Messenger RNA from Hippocampus zosterae (dwarf seahorse), 993 nucleotides. Its product is annotated as ubiquitin-conjugating enzyme E2 E1. The record is from RefSeq and is a predicted model, not a curated record. The transcript is spliced from 7 exons. NCBI's taxonomy places the organism in Eukaryota, Metazoa, Chordata, Actinopteri, Syngnathiformes, Syngnathidae. Gene Ontology annotation, biological process: protein polyubiquitination. Gene Ontology annotation, molecular function: ubiquitin conjugating enzyme activity. Gene Ontology annotation, cellular component: nucleus. The coding region runs from base 16 to 801 and encodes 261 amino acids.